This is a messenger RNA of Aspergillus eucalypticola CBS 122712, 237 nucleotides long. RefSeq lists its product as uncharacterized. The record is from RefSeq and is a predicted model, not a curated record. The coding region runs from base 1 to 237 and encodes 78 amino acids. Lineage: Eukaryota; Fungi; Ascomycota; Eurotiomycetes; Eurotiales; Aspergillaceae. The transcript has 2 exons.
AUGGUGGUGCCCGAGUCUGGCAACGUCUGGGACGUUCUCGCCCUCGCCGGCACAGGCCUGGCGAGCCCGCCAGGAGGAGGAACGACGGCAGCAAGCGAGAAGUCGAAAGGCUCCUCGAGGAUGUUGAAGUUGCCCGCGGAAACCCGGCCCUUGUCGAUCGACAAGGGCUUAGUGGAUGCGAUGCCUGGUCGACUCGAUCAGGAUCCGGCGAUGGAUGUCACCUUGCUGAAACCUUGA